Messenger RNA from Racocetra persica, 158 nucleotides. Lineage: Eukaryota; Fungi; Glomeromycota; Glomeromycetes; Diversisporales; Gigasporaceae. The record is from the annotation of a GenBank genome assembly.
AAGGUUAUAUUCAAAGAGAUUGCAAAGAGCUUAAAGCUUCAAUAGAGACAAGAAAAUUAUUAAAAGAAGCCAAAGAACAACGAAAAAAAGCAAAAACUAAGAGUUUUGGUUUUUCAGAAGUUAAUUUUAGUCAAAACAACCUAUAUAUUAACCAGGAA